Xenopus tropicalis (tropical clawed frog) is the source of this 918-nucleotide messenger RNA. It is a transcript of the gene cytl1, whose product is annotated as cytokine like 1. NCBI's taxonomy places the organism in Eukaryota, Metazoa, Chordata, Amphibia, Anura, Pipidae. The record is from RefSeq and is a predicted model, not a curated record. The transcript has 4 exons. The coding region runs from base 9 to 473 and encodes 154 amino acids.
CCCCCGCUAUGUGCCCAUUGAUUAGCAGAGAGCAGGGCUGCCCAGUAGGAGCUGCCAAACUACAAACCAUAAUGAAGCUUCUGCUGAGCCUCUUAGCACUGAGCCUUCUCUUUCUCUUUGCUUUCUCCGCUCCGCCGACCUGCUAUUCCAGGGUCUUCUCUCUGAGCAAAGAAAUCACAGACUCCUUCCAAAGGAUACAAAAAGCAGCCCCACCUGGACCCUGCCUGGAUGCCCUUCCUACUCUCUAUCUGGAUAUACAUAACUCAUGCGUGAUGACCAAACUGCGUACGUUCAUUUCUGCCCCAAGGUGUGGGAGAAUGCCCAGGGUGGAAGCCCUAAAGAAGAGAGUCCGGAACUUGUACAAUAUCAUGAACUCCAUUUGCAAACGGGACCUUGUUUUCUUUACUGAUGACUGUGAGGCUCUGGAAAUGCCUUUGUCAGUUUUCCACCCCGUCACGGAACCUUCUAGAUAGUCACCAUGAGUGGAAAAAUUUAUUUUAUAGAGUGUUGUAUAAGCAAACUGGCUGAGAAUAUGCUCUUGUAGGUAUUUACUAGCGCCAUUAAGGUAUAUAUAUACAUUUGUAGGUGUUGGGUGGCCUGUAAUAUAUAUAUAAACAGCAUGUAUUGGAGUGACAGUAAAUUUAGCCUCAUUCAUGAAGGUGAUUAAAUAUUAUUCUAUACCAACUCUGCUGUUGCCUAGACUAGUACAGAGCAUGAACCUGUUCUUUGUAAGAAUGUAUUUAGUUGAUUUUGUCUGGCUUCAAUCAAAAGACAGUGUAGGUCUUGCCCACUGUUAAUUAAAGCACAUAAUUAUAAUAUUCAAUGACAUGUAUCCAUGGGUAUACUACUGUUUCUCUUGCCUUUGUAUCUUUGGAAAUGUUUUUUUUUACUGAAUCAAUAAAAUGUCUCUUUAUAAUA